Messenger RNA from Megalops cyprinoides (Indo-Pacific tarpon), 4920 nucleotides. Its product is annotated as forkhead box protein O1-A-like. NCBI's taxonomy places the organism in Eukaryota, Metazoa, Chordata, Actinopteri, Elopiformes, Megalopidae. Gene Ontology annotation, biological process: regulation of transcription by RNA polymerase II. Bases 382 to 2358 code for a protein of 658 amino acids. The record is from RefSeq and is a predicted model, not a curated record. The transcript has 4 exons. Gene Ontology annotation, cellular component: nucleus. Gene Ontology annotation, molecular function: RNA polymerase II cis-regulatory region sequence-specific DNA binding; DNA-binding transcription factor activity, RNA polymerase II-specific.
CUGACUGCGUCUGCCGGUGACAGACAUGGUACGAACUGAACACAGCUAGCUGAGAAGCUAAACGAGGAUUAUAAAACAACAACUGCCAAAGAGCAAAACAACUACCGGAAGAUACGACAACUCGAAAGGAGCUGCUUUAGCUAACGUUAGCUAAUAUAUUUAAAUAGACACGCCGGUGUCGGUUCAGUUUUUAUGUUUCGUUUGGACAGAAGCUGUGCUGCUAGCUAUUGCAGGUAGCUUGCUAGUUUGUUAGCUAGCUUGAUAGCUAGAAGUUUACGAAGUGACGAAGUUUUUUUCUUUCCAUUCCUUUGUUUUUCCUACUUUUGUGGGUGCUCGGACUUCUAUGUGACGGUUGCAUUUACCUUUACUUUUGCUUGCAAUAUGGCAGAAGCACCGCAACAACAACUGGUGGACAUCGACCCGGAUUUCGAGCCGCUCUCACGACCCCGAUCAUGUACCUGGCCGCUGCCGCGGCCAGAAUUCAUCGAUCCAGCCAGCUCUAACACAUCCUCGCCGGCUACCUCCGUCAAGCAGGAGCCGGGCAGCAAUGUUGAUUUCAUCAACAAUCUAAGUUUGCUAGAAGAGACCGAAGACUACCAGGAGCAGAAACCCCUCGUCCUUUGCAAUGAUUUUCAGUGCCGAGAGAACUGCAUCCACCAGCAGACACAGCAGCAGCAUCAGCAGCUGCAACAGCAGCACCCAAGCCCACAACUCCCGCCACAGCAACAGGUGCCCUCGCUGUCCUCCCCUGUGGGCACUGCCUCCUCGGUGUCCGCCGCCGCAGCUGCCGCCGCUCAGAGGAAGAGCAGCUCGUCUCGUCGCAAUGCCUGGGGAAAUAUGUCUUACGCUGAUCUGAUCACUAAGGCAAUCGAGAGUUCCCCGGAGAAGCGACUCACCUUGUCGCAGAUCUACGACUGGAUGGUGAAGAGCGUGCCGUACUUUAAGGACAAAGGUGACAGCAACAGCUCCGCCGGUUGGAAGAACUCCAUCAGACACAACCUAUCCCUGCACAGUCGGUUUGUCCGAGUGCAGAAUGAGGGAACGGGGAAGAGCUCCUGGUGGAUGCUGAACCCAGAGGGCGGAAAGAGUGGGAAAUCCCCGCGCCGCCGAGCUGCCUCCAUGGACAACAACAGCAAGUUUGCCAAGAGCCGAGGACGGGCUGCCAAGAAAAAGGUGUCCCAUCAGGGUGGGGUGGAAGGGGGAGCAGACAGCCCUGGUUCCCAGUACUCUAAGUGGCCUGGCAGCCCUAACUCUCACAGCAAUGAUGACUUUGACGCCUGGACCACCUUCAGGCCCCGCACCAGCUCCAACGCCAGCACGCUGAGCGGGCGACUCUCGCCCUUCAUGCCUGAGCAGGAUGACCUGGGUGACGGCGACGUGCACCUGGUGUACCCCGGUGGCUCAGGGGGUAAGAUGACUGCCACCCUGCCCAGUUUGUCAGAGAUGACCCCCACGCUGGGCCAUCACAGCUCCGAGAACGUUAUGGAGAACCUUCUGGACAACCUCAACCUUCUCUCCCCAAAGAACUCUCAAGUCGGGGCUGGGGGCGCCGGCAGCGGGUCCUCCCAGUCCUCCCCAUCCUCCAUGAUGCAGACCAGCCCUGGAUAUCCCCCCUACAGCUCCCCCAGCAUGGCCUCACAGCCUCCCCAGGACUACCGCAAGUGCCUGUACGGCCAGGCCGGCAUGAACACCCUCUCCCCCAUGCCCAUGCAGACCUUGCCAGAGAGCAAACCCAGUUUCAGCCCAUAUAUGAGCCAGUACAACUGCCCGGCAGGCCUCCUCAAGGAGCUGCUGACCACGGACGCUGACCCUAAUGGUGAACUCAUGCCCUCAGUGGAGACAGUGGUGUCCCAGCCAGGUGGGGGUCAUAUGCUCCCCACCUACAGCAGCCAAGGCCAGCCAGGGCACGGGAGCAAGAUGAUAAACCAGCACCCCCACCCCCAUGCGGUCCACAGCCAGGCCCCUCCCACGUCCGUGGGCAUGAACGGCCGUACACUUCUGCCCCUCACCAGCAUGAGCCAUAGCAGGGUUCCCGGCCGCCUGGCCACUGUGAAGUCCCACAUGCAGUUGCCGCACGGUCACCCAGCCCAUCUGGGCGGGGUCAUGCUGCCCAACUACUGCACUGUCAACAGCAAUGGCUAUGGAAGGCCAGGCUUUCCCCAGCCGCACCACCCCGAAAAGCUGCCCAGCGACCUGGAUGACAUGUCCAUCGAGCGCUUCGAAUGUGAUGUUGAGUCUAUCCUGCACGACACGCUCAUGGAUGGAGACUCCCUGGACUUUAACUUUGACCCCACGGUCACCCCUCAGGGGUUCCCCCACAGUGCAAAGACCACCACUCACAGCUGGGUAUCAGGAUAGAGGACUCAACAAAGGAAAGAGACACACACUGACAGGUUAAAUCUUAAAAAGCUCCCCACACACAGCUGGGCAUUCAUCAGGAAAAUGGAAAUAAGCAGUCCAAAGAAGCCAUUCUCCUCCACCACCCUUACUCAUGAUCUUUUUUAAACAGAAGGAAAAAUAGCUUUUUUUUUCACAAUCUUAGCUCUCGUCUUGUCAGAUUUGGCAGCGAGUGGCCGUUUUCCUGUCCGGGACAUUUGCGCACUGUGUUCAGGUUACACGCUGCUUUCGUUCAUUUUUUAAACCUUGAUUGCCAUUGAAUCUCACACAGUAAACAAGUGCCAAACUCUUUGCGCAACUGUCAGAACAGAGUUUAUUAACACGUUUUUGCAGAGUUCAAAAAUCAGUGAUACAUGUUCUCUAUAAAAAGUGCCUAUCUAACCUCUGGUUUCCAGCCACAGUAACAUUGGACGAAUGGAAACAUACACACACACACACACACACAUACGCACACACAAACAUAAACACAACCAAGAACUUUGAAGGUAACCUAGGACUUGUCUCCUGUUGUUCUGUUUCUUUCUUUAAUGUGUUUUCUUUGAAACCUUAUGUGUGUCAACAUUGGAGAUGUCCUUCAACGGUGACUGUGGACAUAUCAUACUCUACUCCUGCAGUACAAAUAAAUAGCACUGUAUGAAAAUAAUUUGCUCAACCUGCUUCGGCCAGGGUUGCCAUGAAGGAAAACUGACGUGAGAAUUCAGGCUGUGGGGGAGAGUGGCAUGUACAGUAAGCACUGCAGUCUGGCUGGGGUCGGCCAAAGCAGGAUGUGGAAGAAGUACACGAGUCUGCAGGGACUCUUGGACGUGUUUUCAUCAUAACACAUUUUGGUGUUGUUUAUUCUAUUUAAUUUUUUUGAUCAUACUGUUUUAGGUGUACUACAUUAAGGAGUAUACUGUAUGUUUCUUGUACAGCAAGUUUACAGAACCAUGACACAAAAAAGACAGAAAAUCAGAGCAGCAGUGAGACGUCAUUUUGAAAACAGGAAAAGAACAUCGAAAACUGGAUUUGACUCAAAGUUACAUUUCAAGUUUGAUCUUUUUCAAACUUGAAGGUUGUUUUUAAUGAGGCUCUUAGCAAGUUUUAUGUUUUUCUUGUAAAUAGUUUAAAAACAUGUAUUAGACAUAUAAAAGUGUAUGUAUUUCAGGUGCAGAUUAUAUCAUUUGACAUUUCUCCUUAUGUUCUUGUUUCUUCAUUGGAACUGAAGUGUCUCGACAGUGCUGGAGUCUUUGCUACUUUGAGAGCAAAGUUUGUUCAAAUUUCUUCAAAAUACCGAUGUUUUCUCUAAAGUCCUCUUGGUAGCAAAUAAGGAGACAUGUCAUGAUCAUGUCUCAGACACAUUCAGAGGGUUUUCAGGCAUUGUUAGAACCGUCUGGCUGUUUCAUUAUCCUACAGUGACAGACAUGAAAGGUAUUAGUAACUCCUCAUUGUCAAUAUAAAUGUUUAGCCCUCAUGGUCAGUAGAAAUGCUAUUUUUUCUUGUUUUGCUUUUGCAAGGUGGAGUGUUUGGAGUUAUUCCUUGAAAAGGUGCCUAAAGUCUCUUGUGUGCUUCCCCUUCCUCUUGUCCAGCAUUCUCUUUCAUUUUAAAAGGACUGAUAAAGGAAUGUUUGCCUUGCUCUGUAGGAACAUGGUAGUAUGGGGGUGUGAGUGUUUUGGAGAAGAGGUUGCUGGUGAGUGCAUUAGGUUUUACACUGAACAUGGAAAGCAUUCAUUGAAGAGUAUGGAAUCUUAGGGAGACAAGAUGAGGUUAGCACAGAUUUAGUAGGACUACGUCCUCCAGGGGGGGUAGUCUGUUUGAAUCCAUUGAGGCUGUUGGUGUUGAUUUGCUCUUGUUCACAUUGUUCAGGAUGAGAGUGAACAUGUUAGCAACCCGUACUUAAUCCAGAUCAUUCACGUAGGUUACAGCAUAGUGUAGUUAUUUACUCAAGAGCUGAUGUACUGCCCUUUGCACUGUGAUUAUAGAUGAUCGGAGAAUACAAGCAAACGUUGUCCAAUAUUUGCCCCGCUUCAGCUGGUUCAUAGAAGUACCUCGGUGUGUACGGUAUCUCAAACUGAAAAGUUGUGGAGGCACUGAUGCCUACUGGAUCAGAUGAUGCCAGGGUACCUGUUUUUGCUCCAUUCUGCCCCCUCCUGCCGCCAACUCUUUCCCCUUCUCCUUCCUUUCUCCCUCUCCCCUUCUCAUCCGCCCCUUCCCCCCCACUCUCUCCUUUACUCAGUGGGCGUCACGGCGCUUUGUGCAUUAGUGAUGUCAAUCGAGGUAGGGGUAAUGUGAGAUGUUGACGCAGAUAAUGGAUUCUAAAGUUCAGCUCACUGUGCUGAAUAGAUAAAUUUAGCUAUUUUCUCCCCUUGCUUGUUGAUUACCGGAAAGUGUUACCUAAUCUAAUGGGCGCUUGUACAUUGCAUUUUAAAUGUUGUUUUUUUCCUUGGAUCUUUUGGAAAAUAACUCAAUGUAUAUUUACUUGAAUAUUCAUGUACACACAGUACAUAUGUAUUAGUGCAUGGAUGUACUGUAUGUACAUAUAUGUAU